ACCAACCUUCAAUAAUUUCAGUGCAUCUCUAAAAAAUAAAACCAGAAAGGAACUAACUCGUUGUUGUCAUACACACUACAUACUAAUUAAAAUGGCUGAUGAUCCUCAAGAUGUAGCUGAUAGGGAGCGCAUUUUCAAGCGUUUUGAUGCGAACGGUGACGGCCAGAUCUCCUCAUCGGAGCUUGGGGAAGCACUGAAAACACUUGGAUCCGUGACCGCUGAAGAGGUGCAGAGGAUGAUGGAUGAGAUUGAUAUUGAUGGGGAUGGGUUCAUUUCAUAUGAGGAGUUCACAUCGUUUGCCAGAGCCAACCGUGGUCUUGUAAAGGAUGUUGCCAAGAUUUUUUAACUCAUCACCCUAAACCGAUCGUUGCAAAUUGCAUGUUUGGAUCAAACCUAAUUUUCUUCAGAAUCAACCAUGGUAUCCAGAAGCUAUUUACAGAAGUUUCUGUCCAACGUUGAGUUUAACUUUAGAACCAAUUAUAAAAUGUUUUCCAAACAUGCCAUAAGUAGUUUCAUUCUUCCCUGUGUUUAUGUUGUCAGCAAUUGGAAUGGAAGAAUUGUUGUGUGCAUGAUUAAUUAUAUUUAUAUAUAUGAUGACAAUGAGAGGUUCAUUGCUUUUUGGAA
Messenger RNA from Lotus japonicus, 624 nucleotides. RefSeq names its product polcalcin Ole e 3. Lineage: Eukaryota; Viridiplantae; Streptophyta; Magnoliopsida; Fabales; Fabaceae. The transcript has a single exon. Gene Ontology annotation, molecular function: calcium ion binding; enzyme regulator activity. The coding region runs from base 92 to 346 and encodes 84 amino acids. The record is from RefSeq and is a predicted model, not a curated record.